CAUACUGACUCCCUCUCAGCUGACACGCGGAAUUAUCUCUGACUUUUCAUCUCUCCUCCGAAGCUGGGACCAUGAUGAUCCCAAGUGUCCUCGCGCCCCCGGCCUUCUACCCGGGGCUGUACCGGCCCGCCGCGGCCCUGCCGCUGCACCACGCGCUGCCCGCCGCCUUCCAGAGCCACUCCAGCUUCCUGGUGGAGGACCUGCUCCGGAUAAGCCGCCCCGCCGCCUUCAUGAACCGGACCGUGGCGCCCGCGAGCGCGCCCCUGGCCCCCGCCACCACAACAGGGUCCUUCAACGGAGCAUCCACGGAGCGCGCGCCUGCCGCGGUGACGCGCGAGUCCUGCUCUCCUAAAACCUCUGUCCUGAACGGCAAAGAUCCAAGUUUUCUCAAAUUCGGAGUGAGCGCCAUCCUCGCGCCGUCGCCAAAAACAGCUUCCCCCCCUCCUGCGGUCCACUGCCUGCAGUCCAAGACCUUCCCCGUCCCCUGCUUUGACGGAACCUUCCACCCCAUAUUCAGAACACCUUAUCUACCAGCAUCUUCUUCCGUGGUUCCCAUCCCCGGGACUUUCUCGUGGCCCCUGGCCGCCAGAGGAAAACCUCGCAGAGGGAUGCUGAGGAGGGCGGUGUUCUCCGACGUCCAGCGCAAAGCCUUGGAGAAAAUGUUCCAAAAGCAGAAAUACAUCAGCAAGCCCGACAGAAAAAAACUGGCCUCUAAGCUGGGCCUUAAAGACUCGCAGGUGAAAAUCUGGUUUCAGAACCGGAGGAUGAAGUGGAGGAACUCCAAGGAACGAGAGCUGCUGUCAUCCGGGGGGUGUCGGGAACAGACAUUGCCCACCAAAGCCAACCCACACCCGGACCUGAGCGACGUGGGCAAGAAGUCCUCCGCCGAGGAAGAGGAGGAGGAAGAGUUCGGAAGAGAGAGGAUGAGGGCGGCAGGGUGCAACCUUUCUUCUCCCUCUCUUUCCAGUAAGCACUCGGAUUUCUCAGAGUCAGACGAAGAAGAAAUAACAGUGUCUUAAUUAUUGUCCUUAAGAUUUAUUAUCUACAAGUUGUUUUCUGUGACUGUGACCAGAUGUUGUAAAAAGCU
Messenger RNA from Nematolebias whitei (Rio pearlfish), 1087 nucleotides. It is a transcript of the gene dbx1a, whose product is annotated as developing brain homeobox 1a. The transcript has 4 exons. The record is from RefSeq and is a predicted model, not a curated record. Gene Ontology annotation, molecular function: DNA-binding transcription factor activity, RNA polymerase II-specific; DNA binding. NCBI's taxonomy places the organism in Eukaryota, Metazoa, Chordata, Actinopteri, Cyprinodontiformes, Rivulidae. Bases 72 to 1019 code for a protein of 315 amino acids. Gene Ontology annotation, biological process: regulation of transcription by RNA polymerase II; cell differentiation in spinal cord.